This is a messenger RNA of Paramormyrops kingsleyae, 6448 nucleotides long. Its product is annotated as histone acetyltransferase KAT6B-like. The record is from RefSeq and is a predicted model, not a curated record. Gene Ontology annotation, biological process: regulation of transcription by RNA polymerase II. Gene Ontology annotation, cellular component: MOZ/MORF histone acetyltransferase complex; nucleus; chromatin. NCBI's taxonomy places the organism in Eukaryota, Metazoa, Chordata, Actinopteri, Osteoglossiformes, Mormyridae. Gene Ontology annotation, molecular function: histone H3 acetyltransferase activity; chromatin binding; transcription coregulator activity.
GUAACUGCAUGUGCAUAUGUGUGCAGACUUAUCUCGUAUCGAAAAUCUCACUCCAGGCAGCUGACCGAAGUUGGCAAGCCUGGAAAAUGACAGUGCAUCCGUCUAUGUGACGUGUUUGUGCUUAACUGUGGUUUUAAAAUGCUAUGAAUGUGAUCAGCAUGCAAAAUACCGGUUUAUGUCUUUGAGAUACAAUUAAUAUACUGUUUUUUAAGUAUUGGGCUAGUUUCACCUUCCGUUGGGCAGAUGUUAAGCAGACCUUGGGCAUGAAUUUUUUGCUGGACUUCGCAAUACUCGGUACAGCGGAGAAAGGGGCAGGCGUCUCUCACAGAACGCCGCGUGAAUUAGCAUUUCAAUCAUCGAUGACAGUCGGCGCUUUCGAAUUAAGAAAGCACAGGCGAUCCUUCCCACAUUUGUUACUCGUCGUCUCCAUCACUUCGCUCAUCAAGGAGAAAGAAAAAAAACUUGAGAAGGUCUCUGCUGGAUUUGUUCAGUUUCUAUUCUACUAGCUCUGAUUUGGUGGCAGUGCCACCUGGAGCGAAUCUCACCCCAAUCUAACCUGUUUCUGAUAUUUGCUCAGACCUCGGAUUCCCACAGAUGUAAUUCCCUGGGUGGCUCACCACUGACGCUUAAGUGUGCUUGGCCACUCUGUUUGACAGGGUGAGGGAUGUCCCCGCCAUGACUGGUUAAUCUGUCAUGGUGAAGCCGGCCAAUUCGCUGCACACGGGGUGGAUUCUUGAAGCCAUUCAGAAGAUCAGAAGGUAGAAGCAGAGGCCAUCAGAAGAGCAGAUCUGCCACACCGUGUCGGCUUGUUGUGGACUCGACAGGUGCUCAGUCCUAGAGUAGCUGGCGCAGAGUGUCUGUGAUGGUGCUGUGCUCAAGGUCACCAAUGAAGGAUGCAAUUCAUACAAAGACCUUGAUAAUCUGGGGCAGAAUAAAUCUCUUCAACCUGGGGAAAUAUCUGCUUCACCAACAAGAUCUGUGCAGAUGUCAAGCAAACUGCAGCAGCUUUACUGGAAUAGUAUUCUGAAAAGGGCAAUUGAAGCCCUUGCUGAUCCACAGGGGUCCACUCUGAGAAGCAUCAAGUGAAGUGCGAGGACCUUUCCAGCCUUCAGUAACCCAAUGUUCCAGCGCGAGCUGUGGCCAUCAAGCGGGCAGUCAACAGUGGGAGGCUGGUUAAAACAGGCCGGAUGUACAGGGUGAACUGCAGUAGGGAUGGGGUGUUCCCUGGAGAGACCAGUGCCACUACAGCACCUCCAUACCUUUCACAGGUGAUGUUAUUCACAUGAGAAGGACCAGCUGCGGGCCGACCCCAUCCACAUCUGCAGCCUCUGCAUGGGCACCAGGGAGUCCAACCGAGUCAGACUGCCAGAGGAGCUGCUGUCCUGUGCCGACUGUGGAAGCAGUGGCCACCCAUCCUGUGUGAAGUUCUCGCCAGAGCUGAGCACCAACAUGAAGGCCUCACACUGGCAGUGCCACGAAUGCAAGAUCUGCAGCUGUUGUCGCAUACCGGGCAAAGAUGUUGACAAAAUGCUCUUCUGCCACUCCUGCAAUCAGGGAUUUCACAUGGAGUGCUGUGAUCCACGGCUGGCCCACAUGCCCAAAGGGAGAUGGAUCUGUCCGGUCUGCCAGCCAAAGAGGGGGGGGAGGCAACUCCUGCACCAGCGAGCAGCACAGAUCAAGCGGUGGUACGGCAGGUCGCAGGGGAGGUCACGGGCGUGGUGGGGCCUGCUGGCAGCGCCUGCAGGAGAGAGAUCCCCGGUUGCCUUGACAGAACAGGGUAGGGGUCUAAAGGUUGCUGUGUCCCCCACACCCUCAUCCGGUUCUGCUCGCCCUGUGGGGGACCUCAAGACCAGACUCUCUGCUCCCACCUCCCUCACCCGAAGCAGGAAGGUUAAGGGGCUUAUUGAUAGCCUGUCCCAGGUCUUUACCUCCUCUCCCAUCAGCCACCAUUCCUGGAACAAAGUGCCUGAUUCUUCAAAGCCAUGUGGACGUGAGGGGGCUGACCCCCCUGUCUUACAGACCCCCCCCAUUCCCGAGGAGGGUGGCUCCCCCCUCAGCUCCUCCAGCCAGUCCAGUGGUCUGUCUCUGGGCAGUGCCCCUUGCCGCAGCCAGCUGAAAGGCCUGUUUGACGGCCUGUCCCACAUCUAUGUUACACAAGGGCCUGCCCGCAGGAAGCCCCAGCCCAGCCAUGCCCCUCCCAGGUGUGCAUGGUCCAGGCUCCGCCCUCUUCCUGGUCCCCUUGGGAAUGCCCUGCCCCCACCCUCCUCCGGCUGGGGAUUGAGCAGGGGACGGCCCUUCAAGGUCACCGAGGAUUUCAGGAAUAUGGCGUGGCUUAAGAGAUGCAGAACUCUGGGCAGGUUACACAGAAUGGGACCUCAGAGGGGGACCCCAGCUGACGGACCCAUCACACCCAAACAGGACUGCGGCAGUGAGGUCCAGCGUGCCACCAGGCUGCAGAGAUGGAGCUUUGGGGUGACGAUGGAGGAUGUCGAGAUGUUCAGGCACGUACAGGAGCUGUCCUCUCUGGUGCUGCAGAAAACAGGUGGUCAGAGCGGACUCCAUCCUGAGCACUGUCCUCUGUACAUCGAGCUAGGAAACUAUGAAAUCCGGACGUGGUACUCCUCGCCCUACCCUCCUGAGUAUUCCAGGCUGCAUAAACUAUACAUCUGCGAGUUCUGCCUGGCGUACAUGAAGAGCAGGGUUGUCCUGCAGAGGCACACCGAGAAGCAUGCCUGCUUCCGCCCCCCAGCCGACGAGAUCUACAGGAAGGACGAGCUCUCCAUCUUUGAGGUCGAUGGUAGCAUCAGUAAGAUCUUUUGCCAGAACCUCUGCCUGCUAGCCAAGUUCUUUCUGGAGCACAAGACGCUGUACUAUGACGUAGAGCCCUUCCUCUUCUAUGUCCUGACGCGGAAUGACAGCAAGGGCUGCCACCUCGUUGGAUACUUCUCCAAGGAGAAGCACUCCCAGCAGAACUACAAUGUGUCCUGCAUCAUGGUCCUGCCUCAGUACCAGAGGCAGGGAUAUGGCCACUUCCUCAUUGACUUCAGUUACCUGCUCUCCAGGUGUGAGGGCCAUGCUGGCUCCCCUGAAAAGCCACUCUCCAAUCUGGGCCGGCUCUCCUACUUGGCAUACUGGCGCAGCACUAUCCUGGAGCACCUGGAGCGGCAGCGGGGCACGGCCCUCAGCAUCAGUGGCCUGAGCCGUGACACGGGCAUCUGCCCGCAUGACAUCACCGCUACGCUGCAGGAGCUGCACAUGGUGGAGGUGCGGGCCGGCAGGUGUGUGGUGGUCUGGCGGGAGCAGCCAAUCAGGGAGCAAAUGGAGCGCAGGGGGAGAAAGUCAUCCCAGCACACCCUGCACCCUGAGUGCCUGCGCUGGCCCAAGGGACACUGCACCCGCACCACCCUGGCUGUGCAGAUGAAGCAAAGCACUAGCUGGGAGGAAGAAGAACAGGAUGCACUCAGGCUAAUUGGAGCCAGCUGGCCAUCCCACGCUGUGGCCCAGAGGAGAGGGCGGCUGUGGGGAUUUCCAAAAGGAGAGCAGCACACGGGUGAGAGGGACGUCCCAGUGAGAGAGGGGAGCCCCGGGGACAAGGGGGACCACAACCAUGUUCUCGGACAUUUUCCUGACUGUUACCCUAAGCCUGAUGGCUCACACUCCCACCUGGAUAGCAGCCAGGCAGCACUGGGCCUCAGGAACAGGAUGCCAGUGCCAAAGUGGAAAAGGGGAUGCAGGCAGAAACAAGUCAAUAGCAGUGUUACCAUGGAGAUGAUCUCAGAAACAACAGAGGCGCUGCCCGACGAGGGGAGUCUCACCAGGGCAGGAAGGGCCGAGGGGGAGCUGCCAAAGGCUGCAAAGCGCAAAAGGGGAUGGCCGAAGGGUGUCAAGCGUAGCCUGUUCAGGAGACUGAAGAGUGAGAGGAAGACCGGCUUCAAGCUCAACCUCUACACCCCUCCAGAGACCCCUGUGCCGGCCGAUCCGCACACCAUACCGGAAGAGCCCGAGGAGGGUGGUGGGGGGCCCGUGGCUGGGGCAGAGUUCACAGCUGAGCCACCAUCACCUGUUAAACUAGAUACCUCGAUCUCUCCUUUCUGCCCCUGUGAGCCCCCUCUUGUGGACAGGGGGUGCACUGACUGGUCAAGAGCAGAUAGCGAGGAGGAGGACACCAUACAUAUUGAUGAUCACACUGCAGAUGGUGAGGAUGAUGGUCACAGUGCUCCCAGAGAUUCAGGGAUGGGGGGAGCAGCAACAGGGGCAUCUGAGGGGCUGCUUUUCUGGUCUGAAGGUGUUUUAAGUGAGGUGGGUGGGGGGGAAUGCAUGCCUGGUGUGGACAGGGUGUUUCAGGUUGGUGUCAGCACCUGUGAGCACAGGCCCCCCUUCCAGACAGAAGAGGACAGCAGUGGUGAGCUUCUGGUGCUGCUGAGAAAUGCCUGCACCCCUCCGGAUUGCCAUGAAGCUGAUCCGACACGUGCAGUGGAGUGGUCACCGAUGGGGAAGGAGGAGCCCAAUGACGGGUUUCAGGACUGUGGUGAUGCUUGCCAGGACCUGCAGGGCUAUGUGCACCUGGAGCAGAGCCCCCCUGAGGCCACCCUGGGCAAUUGCACCCAUUCUGAGCAAAGCAGUCCCCUGUGCCGUUUGGUCUAUUCUGUCAGCAGCCCUACCGUAUCCCUGCUAGAGAGCAGCUAUGCGCAGAUCAGCCCCGAGCAUGGCGCUACGGCAAUGCCACCCCUGCGGGGCCUGGAUGCCAGCCCUGUGAUGGACACGCCUUCGGUGCUGUCUGAGCCCUCAGGGCACAUGGUGGACAGUGGCUUCAGUGACCUGGGCAGCAUCAAGAGCAAUACAGAGACCUAUGAGAGCCCGGGCAGCUAUGACUGCAGGGCUGGACCCUGGCAGGCAGGCAGCUCCUACAGCAGCCUGGAAUCGAGCAGCUGUGCCAUGGGCCAGCAGAUGGCUGAGGGGCUGAUGCCCCAGAGGCAUAUGAACUCACCACAAAGCUGCUAUGCCCUGGAGUGUCCACCCACCAGAGGCUGCCAGACAGCAGCACGUCACACAGCCCCUGGAGGCUUCCGCAUGGCCCACGAAGUGGUAGGCCUGGGCCUGUAUGAGCACAUGAGCGGGGCGGAGUAUGUGAGCGCCCCCUAUGGCCAGCCGACGACCAUUUACAGUCUGAGCAAGCUGCAGCAGCUCACUGGCACGCUCAUGGAGCCGGUGUCCUUCAGCCGGCCUGCCUCGCAGCUCUCCUAUGACAGCGCCCUGUCGCCCUCGGCAUGCCGGCCACAGCACAUCAUCCCCAGUGGCUCACCCCCUGACCUGACUCCCCCAGCCAUGAUUCAGUGUAAUGUGGUCGUGCCUCCCCCACAGAAGCUGCAGAUGGUGAUGAUUGAGGGCCACUUAGCCACAUGCGGCAAAUCGGCUUUGCCGCCGGCCCCCCAGCAGUGGGUGCACAGCCACGGUGCGCAGCCCCCCCCCCAGCCGCACAUCAUGCCUGGUGCAGCUUACAGUGUGAACUCCCUGAACGUCAACGUCAACAUGAACAUGCACGUGGCACCCAUGGAUCACACCGUGAAUGGAUACAUGACGCAUCCCAUCAUGAGUGGUGGCCGUCAUGGCAACCAUGCAUAUGUAAACCAACCCCCACAGUAUUCCAUGCAGAUGGGGAAGCUGCUGUACUCACAGCAGCAUGUUCAGGCCCCAGUGCAUGGUGACAUGAUGUACGGCCCGGCUGGUCACCGGGGAUACGCGGACGGUGCUGUGCCCAGGCAGUCUGUGCAGGCCGCUUACCUGAGGCGUUAGGUUAGGAAGGAUGGCCAUCUCUGGCGAGCCUGUCAUACCUGUCAUACCUGUCAUUUGUGAAGAAGUGCCAGCAAGCAGGUGAUGUUAGGAAGCAAAAGAAAAAAAACUGUGAAAAACAGUUCCAGUGAUGCCUUUUGAAGGCAGGGUCUAUGGUGCAGCCUGAGAGCCUCUUCACACAAAGCCCGCUGCAGGGUUUUUACUGAGGUUACUUAGUGUACCCUGCUUAUGCCUAUCAGUCCCCUGAGUGCUGCCACUCUAUUAGCAGAGGCAGAAUGUUCAGGUCCAAAAAGUACAAAUCCGGACCAAGGUUUUGUUUCAACCAACUAGUUGACUACUCUUCAUACUCAAUUGAUUGGCUGAAACAAAAUCUCUGUCCUGAUUUGGACUUGUACUUGAAUUUUCCACCUCUGUCUAUUGUCUGUUUGUGUGUCUGUACAGGUGUCAUUUUGUUAAAGAAUGAUUGCCUUGAUUUGCACUUCGAAACUGUCAAAAUCAUAAACUUUGUUAGCAUUUCUUUUUAUCCAGCUUAAAGUGUAAAGAGUGUGUGUAAUUCAGGAUUUUCCUAAAUGAGGCAGCUUUGUGUUUUUUUUAACAGCCUGUCUGUCUGUAUAAUGAAAUUUGUUGGCCGAGAAAAAUAGAUAUAACUCCACAUCCA